ACCUGGUCCCACCCUGGGCCACAGGAGGACCGGCAUGACCGGGAACCCGCGGUGGGCCCCGUUGCUCCUGUGUUUGCUGCAGUCCGCUCCAGGGAGGCCCCAUCUGGCCCCUCCCCAGAACGUGACGCUGCUCUCCCGGAAUUUCAGUGUGAACCUGACGUGGCUCCCAGGACCUGGCAAUCCCCAGAACAUGACCUAUUUGGUGGCCUAUCAAAGCUCUGCACCCCCCAGACGGUGGCGGAGAGUAAAAAAGUGUGCAGGAACCAAAGAGCUAGAGUGUUCUCUGAUGUGCCUGGAGAAACAAGACCUGAGCAAUAAGUUCAAGGGGCGUGUGCGAGCGGUUUCUCCCAGCGCCAGGUCGCGCUGGGUGGAGUCCAAGUCCAUGGAUUACUUUUUUGAAGUGGAGCCAGCCCCACCUGUCCUGGUAUUCACCCGGGCAGACGAGAUCCUGAGUGUGAAUGCCACGUACCAGCUGCCCCACUGCAUGCACCAACCAGAUCUGAAAUAUGAGGUGAAUUUCUGGAAACAGGGGACCGGGAAUAAGACCAGACUUCCUCCCACUCCCCAUGGCCAGCCAGUCCAGAUUUCUCUCCAACCAGACACCAGCGGACAUUACUGCCUCAGCGCCAAAACUAUAUACACCUUUGGCUACCCUAAAGAAAGCGAGUUCUCUGAGCCCACCUGCUUCGUCCUGGAGGCCCCAGGAUCCAACUGGGCACUCCUGGUGCUGCUACCCUUUCUGCUGCCACUGCUGUUGGUCGUUGCCACAGGGCCUGUGAUCUGGAAGAGCUUCAGGGGGAACCCCUGGUUUCAUCAGGCAAAGAUGCCACAGGCCCUGGACCUCUCUGGACACAGACACCCCGGGGCAACCUUUGAACCCAGUGGCCCAGAGUGCCUGCAUGUCUUGAUUCUCUGUCCCCAAAAGGAACUGACCAGAAGGGUCAGGCUGACCCCUAGAGUCAGGGCCCCAGCCACCGUCCAGGCAGGAUCAGAGAAGGACAGUGCUGAGGAGGAGAAGACCGACGAGGAGAACACGGAUGAGGAGGACACCGACGAUGGUGUCAGCUUCCAGCCCUACACUGAACCACCCCCCUUCCUGGGGCAGGAACACCAGAGCCUGGGGCAUGCUGGGGCAGGAGGGCCUUGGACUCCUCUGGUCCAGGUGGAAGGCUCCUCUGCUUGCGAUUCUUCAGACAGAAGCUGGGCCAGCACUGCGGGCUCCUCCCCCUGGGACGAGGCUGGAUCAUCUGGCUAUUUGGCCAAGAAGAGGCCAGGCCGAGGACCGGGUGGGAAGGAGCUCCAGACGCCUCUCCCACCACCCGAAUUCUCCGAGGACUCGAGUUCCCUGGAAGAGCCCUCCUGGGUCAGCUGGGGCUUACCAUCACCAGGGCCGAUUCUGGUUCCCACGGAGCCCCCAGUUUCUCUUCAGACACUGACCUUCUGCUGGGACAGCAGCCCCGAGGAAGAAGAAGAGGAGGGGGAGGAGGAGGAAGAAGAGGGUGGGAGGGAAUCAGAAAGUGAGGACAGCGGUGGCGGCAGCUGCGGGGCUAAGAGCCUCCAGAGGAUUGAGGUCAGAGGUAGGACGCUGGGGCACUACCUGGCCAGGUGAGCUGCCUCUUCCAGUCUGGUGCUGCUGAGCUUUUUGGGGACCCAGCAUGCCACCAAGAUUUGAAAUCCUGGGAGCAUCAUCACUGGGGCAGCAGAGGGUUCUUACAGCACCUCGGGGAACCCAGCUAGAGGUGUCCGCCAGGUUGAGGAGUCAGAAGCCACCCCGUCCUAUGACCUGCCAGCUUUGGGCCGAGAGCCAAGAGGGGUGGAGACAGGGAUGGGCAGAGGUCAGAGGUUGGUUGGGUGUCAGACCACCCCACUGUCCCUGGGGUGACAGGCCAGCUGGAAAAAUCAUCCCUGCACAACAUGAAACAGGCGAGGUCAGGUCACAGGGGGCAUUGAAGGCUGACAGCACAAGGGCCCAUCUGGAUGUGGGGAGGGAAGAAAUCUGGAGGCACACCAAGGGUAGCAGGGCUCACGCCUCUCUCCAGCACCCGCUGGGCUCCCUCCUCCCUGAGGCUCGGCAUCCUGAUUUAUGAGUCCCCUAGGGUGGGCCCCAGUGAAGAAAAGUCCAGUUGGCUGAGGGUGUUGGAGAGGAAGAGGAAGGGCGUGGUCCUUCAAAUCCCAGUCUCUGAGCCAUGCAUUACACAGUUUCCACUAUCAAAGAGGCCUGGGUCCAAAUCCCAGCUCUGCCAUUUCCCAGUUGUGUGGCCUUAGGGGAGAUACCUUCCUUCUCUGUACCCGAGUCUCCUUUCUACAGCUACCACCUGGGGCAUGGUGAGGGUUCCCACAGAGAUGUGUGAUGCCUGCCACACCAUUGGCACUCACCACGUGGUGGCUGGUAGGAUUCUCCAUCCACCCAGGCUCUGAGGGGACCACUGGGCAUCUCCCACCUGUGACCCUAAACUCAGAGUGGCUGGCGUUCUCACCUCUAGUCUUUCUCCUGCCUCCUGCCCUCGCUGACCCCUGCCUCCUGGUCAGGAAACAGUUCUCAGAAGCUGGAGCCCAACCAAGGGUCCCUCUCCCUUUUCCCAGCAAAGAAAAUACCAAAUGGCCCACCUUCUAGGGGGUCUGAUUAAUUGGUGGUGGGGGUAGCAACCCAGCAGGGAGUCGGACCCCUGGGCCUGUGAUCCCCAUCUUAGCACUUCAGACCCUUUAGGUGACCACUGUGGUUGUAAAGACGUCCCAUUUCCUCUUCCAGUUUUGAGAAACCACUGUCUUCUGGAAACAGGUGACUGUCCUUACCUGAGGGUAGUGAUGGAUGUUCUCAAACAACCGCUUUAUUAACCUACACCCACCAGUAUAUGGAUGAGCAGAGCUGAGUCUUCACCCGUUAGACCAAGGUUUUGUCAGUUUUGUGGCCCUGCAGGGACCACAGGGAUCAGAACAAUCCUUGGCUCUGCCAUUUCACCUGCCAGGACUUAAGUUCCUCCAUUUGUGUAAAAAGCAUCUUCAUAAGCAUUUUAUCCACAGGGCUGUGUUGUUUUGAAGCCAACGCAAGGGUAGAACAUUAAUGGAAGAUCUGGAAAAGCUUCUCGAGGGCAUCUGGUCCAGGGGUUCUCAAACUGUGUUCCCAAAAGGCCCUGGGCUUCACGGGAGGCGUCUCAAUCUCAGGGGAAGCCGUGGGCUGUAGGAUGCCCCCAGUGCAACCGGAGCCGCCUCCCUGGGCCCUGAUUUCCCCCAGUGGCCCUCUACGUAAGAUUGUGCUUAGGAGUUUCAACUGCUAAAGAAAACGUUAGCAAACUCCUUUUUAAAUUGAACACCUGUCUUUUGUUUCAAACGAGGAAGCUAAAAUGUUGACUGUCUGAAGGUGAGAUUGCCCGUCUCUGGCCAGCUGGGCCAACCCCUGUCCCCUUGGCCAUGUAAACAGUACCGAGGUCUCGGCAAGGGUUUCCAAGGGGCACGAGACUGGCAGGAGGCCUUCGCCACUGCUGGGACUCGCACACGUACAUGCAUUUCUGCAGGGGUUUCCCUGCAAUGAGGCUUGUCUACAUCCAUGAUUGAGCACAGAAGAGGAAGAACAAACUGGAACCAUGGAGCUGGGGAAGGCUGUGGCUCACGGCCAGUUCCUAGGAGAAUACCCAGGCCAAGCACAGCGUCCUUUCUGGCACCAGCCGAGCUGCUUC
This is a messenger RNA of Mesoplodon densirostris (Blainville's beaked whale), 3674 nucleotides long. It is a transcript of the gene IFNLR1, whose product is annotated as interferon lambda receptor 1. The record is from RefSeq and is a predicted model, not a curated record. The transcript is spliced from 7 exons. NCBI's taxonomy places the organism in Eukaryota, Metazoa, Chordata, Mammalia, Artiodactyla, Ziphiidae. The coding region runs from base 35 to 1609 and encodes 524 amino acids. Gene Ontology annotation, molecular function: protein binding.